Messenger RNA from Chelmon rostratus (copperband butterflyfish), 1506 nucleotides. It is a transcript of the gene dnajc25, whose product is annotated as DnaJ (Hsp40) homolog, subfamily C, member 25. Gene Ontology annotation, biological process: protein folding. The transcript has 5 exons. Gene Ontology annotation, cellular component: endoplasmic reticulum membrane. The record is from RefSeq and is a predicted model, not a curated record. Bases 3 to 1157 code for a protein of 384 amino acids. Lineage: Eukaryota; Metazoa; Chordata; Actinopteri; Chaetodontiformes; Chaetodontidae.
UUAUGUUCGCAGAUGGACCUAAAUACGUGUACGGUGUCGGCAGUAGCAGCAGGCAGACAGAAAUGGCUGCGCCCACGAACCGGUGCUGCAACGGUGAAGGAGGGUUUGCUGCGUGCCCGCGGACGGCGAACUGUUGGUGGUGGUAUGCGGUGCUCCUGUUGCCCUUGUUAUCCCUGCAGACGGUUACUGCGCUGGUGGAGGGCCUGUACUGCGGCACCGAGGUCUGCUACGAUGUGCUCGGCGUCACCCGGGAGGCCGCUAAGGCAGAGAUCGCCCGUGCUUACCGGCAGCUUGCGCGCCGGUAUCACCCGGACAGAUUCAGGCCGGGUGAGCCCGGCUUAGAGGGAGAGACUCAGGAAUCCUCCCAGAAGAAGUUCUUGCUCAUUGCGACCGCGUAUGAGACGUUAAAGGAUGAGGACACUCGGCGCGACUACGACUAUAUGCUUGACCAUCCAGAGGAGUACUAUCAGCACUACUACGCCUACUACCGCCGACAGCUCACCCCCAAAGUGGACGUCAGGAUUGUCAUCCUGGUCACCAUCUGUGCCAUCUCCAUCUUCCAGUACUACAGCUGGCACAGUAGCUACAACGAGGCCAUCAACUACCUGGUGACUGUCCCCAAAUACCGAAUCCAAGCCACAGAGAUCGCCAAGCAGCAGGGCCUUCUUAACCGUACCAAGGAGAAGGGCAAGAACCGCCGCUCCAAAGAGGAGAUCCGGGAGCAAGAGGAGGAGGUGAUCCGUGACAUCAUCAAAAACAAGAUCGACAUCAAAGGAGGCUACCAGAAGCCCAACGUGUCAGACAUCCUGCUUUGUCAGAUCGUGCUCUCCCCCUACUACCUGACCAACUACGUGGCCUGGUACACAUCCUGGGUUUACCGCUUCACCAUCUGCAGGGAGGAGUACAGAGACGAGGAGAAGUUCUACAUCAUCAGGAGGUACAUGAAGAUGUCACAGUCACAGUUUGACAGUCUGGAUGAAAACACCAGACAGUCCUUCCUGGAGAAACAGCUCUGGAUUAAAGGAAACUAUGAGGUGUACAGAAAGGAGCAGGAGGAGGAAAUGAAGGUGAAGAUGGCAACCGACCCGAGGAUGAAGAGGUACCGUCGCUGGAUGAGAAACGAGGGACCGGGCAGGCUGACAUUCAUCGACGACUGACAGCCACAAGUUCCGUCUUCAACAUACACACCUGCCUCAGUGCCAACAUACACGGACAACGCAUGCCGUGCUGUGUGGAGAAACGCCUGUACAGAAAGAUUGACAAUGCCUGUUUAUAUAGUGAGAGAUAUUUUCAUAGCAGUCAGGCCUCGUAAAUGGGAAUGACUAAGUGGAACAAGCUGGAAGCUGGGGCUUCAGAUUGAGUAAUUUUUUACACCAUGCUAUUUUUUUCAAACCAACAGGAUUAUUUCAUUUUAAAGAAGUCUAAUGAUUAAUGAAAUUUUAUUCUGUAAUUUUCUCCAGAAGUUUUUUGCACUCUCCUGCUCAUAAAAACAGAUGGAUGACUGAG